Messenger RNA from Balearica regulorum gibbericeps (East African grey crowned-crane), 1422 nucleotides. The record is from RefSeq and is a predicted model, not a curated record. NCBI's taxonomy places the organism in Eukaryota, Metazoa, Chordata, Aves, Gruiformes, Gruidae.
AGCCCGAGCACGAGCUGUUCCUGGUGUAUGGGAAGGGGCGUCCGGGCAUCAUCCGUGGGAUGGAUAUGGGAGCCAAGGUGCCGGAUGAGCACAUGAUCCCCAUCGAGAACCUCAUGAACCCCCGAGCGCUGGACUUCCACGCUGAGACCGGCUUCAUCUAUUUUGCUGACACCACCAGCUACCUCAUCGGGCGCCAGAAGAUUGACGGCACGGAGCGAGAGACCAUCCUAAAGGAUGGUAUCCACAACGUGGAAGGGAUCGCUGUGGACUGGAUGGGGAACAACCUGUACUGGACUGAUGACGGCCCCAAAAAGACCAUCAGCGUGGCUCGGCUGGAGAAGGCUGCCCAGACGCGGAAGACACUGAUCGAGGGGAAGAUGACCCACCCCCGAGCGAUCGUGGUGGACCCCCUGAACGGGUGGAUGUACUGGACGGACUGGGAGGAGGAUCCCAAGGACAGCAAGAGGGGCAAGAUCGAGAGAGCCUGGAUGGACGGUUCGAACCGCAACAUCUUCAUCACCUCCAAGACCGUUCUGUGGCCCAACGGGCUCAGCCUGGACAUCCCAGCCAAGAUCCUCUACUGGGUGGAUGCUUUCUAUGACCGCAUCGAGAUGGUCUACCUCAAUGGCACUGAGCGGAAGAUCGUGUAUGAGGGACCAGAGCUGAACCAUGCCUUCGGGCUGUGCCAUUACAGCAGCUUUCUCUUCUGGACCGAGUACCGCAGCGGCAGCAUCUACCGGCUGGACCAGGCCUCCAAGGUGGUGAGCCUGCUCCGGAAUGAGCGCCCGCCCAUCUUCGAGAUCCGGAUGUAUGAUGCACAGCAGCAGCAAGUGGGCUCCAACAAGUGCCGCGUAAACAAUGGCGGCUGCAGCAGCUUGUGCCUGGCCACCCCCCGGGGCCGUCAGUGUGCCUGUGCUGAGGACCAGAUCCUGGGAUCAGACUCUGUCACCUGCCAGGCAAACCCGUCCUACAUCCCCCCUCCGCAGUGCCAGCCCGGGGAGUUUGCCUGCAAGAACAAUCGCUGCAUCCAGGAGCGCUGGAAAUGUGAUGGGGACAACGACUGCCUGGACAACAGUGACGAAGCCCCUGAGCUCUGCCACCAGCACACCUGCCCCUCGGACCGUUUCAAGUGCAAGAACAACCGCUGCAUCCCCAACCGCUGGCUCUGCGAUGGGGACAAUGACUGCGGGAACAAUGAGGAUGAGUCCAACUCCACCUGCUCAGCUCGGACCUGCUCCCCCAACCAGUUCUCCUGUGCCAGUGGGCGCUGCAUCCCCAUCUCCUGGACGUGUGACCUGGACGACGACUGCGGGGACCGCUCCGACGAGUCUGCCUCGUGCGCCUACCCGACCUGCUUCCCCUUGACACAGUUCACCUGCAACAACGGGCGCUGCAUAAACAUCAACUGGCGGUGUGACAAUG